AUGGGAGAACGGCCUCAGGGAGAUUUUUCUGCUGCAUCCACACACCAUUCCAUGCUCACAUCUGUGCUUGGAAGUCCCUCAAGAGCCAAAGACUCAUUAAUAUAUAGCUAUGGAAAGAGCAUGAACGGUUUUGCUGCAAAAUUAUCAGAUGAAGAGGUUGCAAGAUUCGAAGGAGUGUGGCCAGAAUCUGAUAGCUUUAACGAUGUCAAGUUAAGCUCACCACCUUCUCGAUGGAAGGGUACUUGCCAAGGAGAGGAAAUUGGACAACGUAAUACGUACAGCAAAAUCAUCGGAGCUCGGUACUACAACGCAGAAGGAUCAUACGGGCCAACCGACUUCAAAUCCCCAAGAGACUCCAUCGGCCACGGAAGCCACACGGCCUCCACCGCCGGCGGCCGAGAAGUUCCGGACACGAGCUUCUACGGGCUUGCGGGUGGAACGGCAAGAGGAGGAGUACCCAGCUCGAGGAUCGCGGUGUACAAGGUGUGCUGGGGAAGUGGACAGUGCUCCUUCGCAGAUAUCCUAGCAGGAUUCGACGACGCAAUAUCAGACGGCGUGGACAUCAUAUCGAUCUCCCUCGGCGGCGAUGGGCCCAUCCCUUACUUGAAGGACCCCAUUGCCAUUGGCUCUUUUCAUGCCAUGAAGCGUGGCAUACUGACUUCGGCUUCUGCUGGAAACUCUGGACCAGAUCCCUUGUCCGUUUCCAAUUAUGCACCUUGGUUGACCACUGUCGCUGCCUCCACCAUUGACCGAAAAUUUGUCGCCAAAGCCGUUCUCGGCGAUGGGCAAGUUUUUUAUGGUGUGACAAUCAAUACUUUCACUCUAAACCGGACGACAUACCCGUUGAUAUGGGGAGGAGAUGCUGCAAACUACUCGGCUGGGGUGAACCAAGACAUUUCAAGGUACUGUUAUCCAGGCACACUCAAUUCUCUCAAAACAGCAGGCAAAAUUGUUUUCUGCGAAGCAGCCUUGGAUGGUUUCGGAGUUCUAGUUGCCGAUGGGGUUGCAACCAUCAUGGCUGAUUACGUCACCACUGAUGUUGCCUUCAAUUUCCCUUUGGCCUCUACACUGCUCACAGUCGAAGAUGGGCAGAGGGUUCUCGACUACAUCAAGACAGCAGAGAGCCCCAUCGCAACCAUCGAGUAUGGAGAGACUUGGGAUGACGCAAUGGCACCUUCGGUUGUCUCAUUUUCCUCCAGAGGACCCAACCCUAUCACCGCAGACAUUCUCAAGCCUGAUCUUACUGCCCCCGGUGUGGACAUUGUCGCGGCAUGGUCGCCGGUGGCAUCACCAACAGAUUCUGAUAGGGAUCGAAGGAGUGUUGGGUAUAAUGUAAUAUCGGGCACUUCGAUGUCAUGCCCUCAUGUUAGUGGCACUGCUGCCUAUGUCAAGGCUGCUCAUCCAGAUUGGUCUCCUGCUGCCAUCAAGUCUGCCCUUAUGACUACAGCAACAAUCAUAGAUCCAAGGAAGCACGAAGAUCUCGAAUUCGCAUACGGGUCGGGUCAAAUCAACCCAGACCAAGCACUCAACCCGGGUCUGAUCUACGACAUUUCACCCUCAGACUACACAGAUUUUCUCUGCAAGCAAGGCUACAAUACCACCACCUUAAGGAUCAUCACAGGAGACAACAGCAGCGCCUGUGCCACCACAACACCGGGACGGGCGUGGGAUCUCAACUACCCCACGUUCUCCGUCGCCGUGGAAGACUCUGAGAACGUCAACGCCGUUUUCACCAGAACAGUCACCAACGUCGGAUCCCCUAACUCAACCUACUCCCUCCUCGUCUACUUUCCAUCUCCAAACAUCGUCGUUUCAGUGGACCCACCUGUGCUGUCGUUCGCCGCCAUCGGAGACAAGGUUAGUUUCACGGUGAAGGUGACCGGUUCGGGGAUAACACAACAGCCGAUCAUGUCGGGUGCGAUAUUGUGGAGAGAUGGGUCCCACGAGGUGAGGAGCCCGCUUGUGGUAUACAACUAUAUUCCUGGUAUUGCUUCCGCUCGGUACGGCGGCGGUGGGCCUAACCGGAAACCUGGUUUCGUAGGUUCUUCUUUCUCGCAUAACAAAAAUGGAUUCUUCGGACGUAGCUAGGGUCUUACUUUCCAUGCUUAAAGACUCAAAUAAAAAGUAAAAACUCGAUGAUGUCACAUAAUUUCAUGGAUUGUAAUAAUAUAGAUCUUUGCUUUCGCAGUAUAUUGUGAUUAAUUACUCAUAUUACUAAUAUAAUCGAGUUGUACGUGCUGCCUAACAUAUUUAUGGGAUAAUGGCGGCAAUGGCAUAAUUAACACAUUAACUUUAAUAUAUAUAUAUAUUUUUUUAUGAAAAGAAUA
Messenger RNA from Humulus lupulus (European hop), 2327 nucleotides. RefSeq names its product cucumisin-like. The coding region runs from base 1 to 2088 and encodes 695 amino acids. Gene Ontology annotation, molecular function: serine-type endopeptidase activity. Gene Ontology annotation, biological process: proteolysis. Lineage: Eukaryota; Viridiplantae; Streptophyta; Magnoliopsida; Rosales; Cannabaceae. The transcript is spliced from 7 exons. The record is from RefSeq and is a predicted model, not a curated record.